Messenger RNA from Myotis lucifugus (little brown bat), 647 nucleotides. RefSeq names its product DNA-directed RNA polymerase III subunit RPC2-like. The record is from RefSeq and is a predicted model, not a curated record. NCBI's taxonomy places the organism in Eukaryota, Metazoa, Chordata, Mammalia, Chiroptera, Vespertilionidae. The annotation marks the transcript as partial. Gene Ontology annotation, biological process: DNA-templated transcription. Gene Ontology annotation, cellular component: RNA polymerase III complex. The transcript is spliced from 8 exons. Gene Ontology annotation, molecular function: DNA binding; ribonucleoside binding; DNA-directed RNA polymerase activity.
AAUGGAGGCUGCUUCCAGCAUUUUUAAAGGUGAAAGGCCUUGUAAAACAGCAUAUAGAUUCAUUCAACUAUUUUAUUAAUGUAGAGAUAAAGAAGAUCAUGAAAGCCAAUGAAAAGGUUACAAGUGAUGCUGACCCCAUGUGGUACCUAAAAUAUCUUAAUAUCUAUGUUGGGCUUCCUGAUGUUGAAGAAAGCUUCAAUGUAACCAGACCAGUGUCCCCUCAUGAGUGUCGCCUGCGGGACAUGACAUACUCUGCCCCCAUUACAGUGGAUAUUGAAUAUACCCGGGGCAGCCAGAGGAUCAUCCGCAAUGCUUUACCCAUUGGCAGAAUGCCCAUAAUGCUUCGUAGUUCAAACUGUGUUCUUACAGGGAAAACGCCAGCAGAAUUUGCCAAACUGAAUGAAUGCCCUUUAGAUCCAGGUGGCUACUUCAUUGUUAAAGGAGUGGAGAAAGUUAUUCUUAUCCAAGAGCAGCUGUCUAAGAACAGGAUUAUUGUGGAGGCUGACAGGAAAGGGACAGUUGGUGCGUCAGUUACCAGCUCUACCCAUGAGAAAAAAAGCAGAACCAAUAUGGCUGUGAAACAAGGACGAUUUUAUUUGAGGCAUAAUACUUUAUCAGAAGAUAUACCGAUCGUAAUUAUAUUUAAG